UGCAAAACGAAACGGACACUUGUUUGUUUGUGCACAAAGUGAAAUCAACAAGAGUGUUUAGCAAUUGCCUUGGCUUAUUUUGUGCCACUUUUUUGUUGUUGUCGUUUUCUGUGAAAUUAACACUCUUUCUAUUGGCUAUGAUGGGAAGUGUCUAUUUGGUUGUGCCGGGGGUUUAAAUCCAGUGUAUUUAAGUGCUAUUGUGCCAAUUCUGCCGCCUGAAGUGUCAAACAUUUAAAGUGAACUAAAAAACAAACAAAGAAUUAUGGCUGGACAGUCACUUGUCUCCAGUGUUUGGCUUUUAUCCGGAGUUUUAUUACUCACAUUCGCCGGAACAAAUGCCUACGGAUUUGGACGUUGCCCGAAUUACCCAUCGAUGCCAAAGUUCAAUAUGAGUCGGGUCCUUGGCCACUGGUACGAGGUGGAGCGAUCGUUUUACCUUCCAGAGAUCGCUUCUGGAUGCACAACUUUUCAAUUUGAGCCAUACAACAAGGCGGAACAAUCAAAGUUUGCCAAUUUCAAGCUGGCUGUAGCCAUCAAAAACAUCAAUCGCAUAACUGGUAAUCCAAAUGUUAACAUAGGCUAUGCCACGCCGGAAAAUAGUCGAUCUUCUAUUAUGGAUUUUAAGUUUACCACGCGUUUUCCGGACGUGAUAGCUCGACUGCUGCCCGGAUCCGGGAAGUACCAGGUGCUCUACACGGACUACGAGAACUUUGCCAUCCUUUGGUCCUGCGGCAGCAUUGGAUCCCUGGGCCACUCCGACCAGAUCUGGAUUCUUGGACGUGAUCGGGACUUCGAGGUGGACAUCCGUUCCAAGGUGUACGACGUGCUGAAGCGACUCUCCUUGGAUCCGGAGAGGCUGGUCAUUAGCAAAAACAAAAACUGCCCAGAGGCGUUGUGAAAGGCAUCGAACUCGACCCAUCACCCAUCUAUAUAUUUAAGUUCAUUCGGUUAAGGAACAAAUUCCAAUUGAUGCCUGAUCAUUUAGGCUGCUGUGAUAUUGAGGAGUGUGAAUCGGCGAAGUAAUGAGAAAAUAACAAAUACAGAAACAAAUAAUAGCAACUUGA
Molecule: messenger RNA, 1064 nt
Organism: Drosophila ficusphila
Lineage: Eukaryota; Metazoa; Arthropoda; Insecta; Diptera; Drosophilidae
Product: apolipoprotein D
Exons: 5
Coding region: 263-898 (211 amino acids)
Source: RefSeq, a predicted model, not a curated record